Neospora caninum is the source of this 1221-nucleotide messenger RNA. RefSeq lists its product as hypothetical. The record is from RefSeq and is a predicted model, not a curated record. The transcript has 3 exons. Lineage: Eukaryota; Apicomplexa; Conoidasida; Eucoccidiorida; Sarcocystidae. Bases 1 to 1221 code for a protein of 406 amino acids.
AUGGCGUACGCCGAAGAGUCUUCGUCGGUCUUGCAGAGACAAGUUUCGGACCGAAUCCCAUUGUGGCAAGUGCCGUUUGCCACAGCGGGGGCGUUGAUCGAUUGUCUCACCUGCCCGAGGCCGGUGACAGGCGUAAACACUGAGCAGCAGGUUCGCUUCAGGGACGUUCCUCCCCCGUAUCCAGAUGUAAAGUCCGGGAUGAACAGAGCCUUUUUCACGAAUAUUCCUUUGCAAGAAGAGGCCUUACAUCGGGGGAUCAUUUAUGUUCCCAGUGAGCAGACGUAUACCCAGACCUACGCACCGCCGGUGCGCCCCUCCUAUCAGCCUGUAACUGUGCGCACACUGGGCUGUCACGGGACUGCCGUGCAAACCUACGCGACGCAUCCACUUCAGUAUGCCCCUGAAGCGUCGAAUGUGCGCUAUCAAGUGCAACCCAUGACGUACGCAGUCACGCAUCAAGGCCUCGGGAACCAUCCCCCCGCAUCCUCAUUCUCUACUCCCUUUCAGAUGCUUCCUCCUGCGGGAGUUUCUCCCAUCGCGUGCCGCCCUAUGGCAACGCAUUCAGUUCAAACGUGGGAAUAUGUCACCACAGACACGUCGUUGGCCGACACGAACCCUACUAUUUACCCCUUGACACAGUGCAAAGCUGUUCAAGUGGGCUCUAUGCAAGAGCAGGAGGGUCUCGUUGAGGCAGAGUGUACCGGAUGUAACGGCGAGAACGAUUGUGAUCUCCCCUUGCGCCUGGAAUCAAACGGCCAUACUGGUUCCGCAGACGACGAAGAACACAAGGCGGCGGAGGAACGCAGCGGCAGCACGGUUGAAGAGAGAAGUGCUGUCAUCCAGACAGAUACAGUAACGGAAAAGCCCGAUCCAGUUCAGCGGGAGGAAAUCAAAGGCAGCACAGAUGAGAAUAGUGGCGAAGCACCGAAAGAAAGUUCGCAGGAGGACGGGUCAAUAGCAGAGAAAGAACUAUCAGGAAAGGCGGCUCCGCGGGUGGCGUCGACGCUCAGCGAAGGCAUCUCCACUGUCCACUCAAGCGUUAAUGACACUCUACAAAAAACUACGACAGUGGAACCGGGAAGAGAGUGGCCUGUAGGCUUCGUACCUCCACAAGAUCCGUGUGACUACAAGGAGCUUCGUUUUGGAAACAACGUGUACCUCAUGGGCGGCACCUUUUAUUUGAGUGACACCGGCGCUUACCUUCUCGGCCUACGAAACUGA